Molecule: messenger RNA, 1091 nt
Organism: Trichomycterus rosablanca
Lineage: Eukaryota; Metazoa; Chordata; Actinopteri; Siluriformes; Trichomycteridae
Gene: cops6
Product: COP9 signalosome subunit 6
Exons: 10
Coding region: 17-967 (316 amino acids)
Biological process (GO): protein deneddylation
Cellular component (GO): COP9 signalosome
Molecular function (GO): protein binding; metallopeptidase activity
Source: RefSeq, a predicted model, not a curated record
GUGUUAAUCAGUGAAGAUGGCGGCGAGUAAUGGAGGAGGGAUGGAGGUGGACGCUGCGGCGAGCCCCAGUGUGAUGGCAUCAGGUGUAACAGGGAGUGUAUCAGUUGCGCUGCAUCCGUUGGUGAUCCUGAACAUUUCUGAUCACUGGAUCAGACUUCGAUCACAGGAGGGUCGAACCAUGCAGGUGAUCGGAGCUCUGAUAGGAAAACAGGAGGGGAGGAAUAUUGAGGUGAUGAACUCGUUUGAGCUGCUGUUCCACACGGUGGAGGAUCGAAUCCACAUUGACAAGGAGUAUUACUAUACUAAAGAGGAACAGUUUAAACAGGUCUUUAAGGACAUGGAGUUCCUGGGCUGGUACACGACCGGCGGCGCUCCUGACCAAUCAGAUAUCCACAUUCACAAACAGGUGUGUGAGAUCAUCGAGAGUCCACUCUUCCUAAAACUUAACCCCAUGACCAAACACACAGAUCUUCCUGUCAGUGUGUACGAGUCAGUGAUCGACAUCAUUAACGGAGAGGCAACCGUGUUGUUUGCGGAGUUACCCUACACCCUGGCGACAGAGGAAGCCGAGAGGAUCGGAGUGGAUCACGUCGCUCGCAUGACCUCUACAGGAACAGGAGAGAAUUCCACAGUUGCUGAACACCUGAUAGCUCAGCACAGCGCUAUAAAGAUGCUGCACAGUCGAGUGAAGAUCAUUCUGGAGUACGUUAAAGCUGUGGAAGCAGGUGAGGUUCCGUUUAACCAUGAGAUCCUGCGGGAGGCGAACGCUUUGUGUCACCGACUUCCUGUACUGAGCACACUCAAAUUCAAAACAGACUUCUAUGAUCAAUGUAAUGACGUGGGUUUGAUGGCGUAUCUGGGCACCAUCACCAAAACCUGUAACAGUAUGAAUCAGUUCAUCAACAAGUUCAACGUUCUGUACGACCGACAGGGAAUCGGACGCCGCAUGAGGGGGCUGUUCUUCUAACACACACACACACACACACACACACACACACACACACACACACACACACACACAGUGAUGUUGGAGUAAAACACUGACCUGUUCUGUUCUGAUAAUUAAUGUUAAUAAAUAUGAUUCUGAUUUA